UACAUCUUUUGCAGUUUCACUUCCCCUGGGUUGUUGUUUGGAAGUCCUAGACAUUGCUGAAAUGACAAGAAGUUUCCAAAUCCUUUGGUAGCCUAUACAUGAUCAAACACAGAAGGUUUAGUCUUCACAAUUACACACAUGAGCAACAUGGCAUCCAUUGAUAUUGUCUCCUUCCACAGGUGUUGACUAUAAUGCAGGAGGUUUACAUCGGCAUUCUUUUUCUACUGAUCCUGUCAAUGAUCCCGUCAACUCUUGAACACGACAUGGGUUGGCUCCAGAACUUUCUCCUCCUCUUAGCCCUCAGCCUCAUCAGCAGCUCCUCAGCAGCAGGUGAGGGCUGUAAGGAAUAUGGCCUGCAGUCUAAGCGGUCGUUCUCAGUCGUAGGGGAAGCUGCCAUGUUGAACUGCACCCUGGUAGCCCCUGAGGUGUUUGACUUUUGGAAUGUCUCCUACAACAUCCACUGGUACAGCGAGGACACACUGGAGCUGGGACAGGAUACAGAACGAACUCUUGUGAGGGGCACCACUCUGUGGUUCCUCAAUGCUUCGCUGCAGGACACGGGAACAUACUUGUGUGUUGUGAGAACUCCAACCCAGUGUUUCUCACAGACCAACUCACUGAUCAUAAACCAAACCAACUCACACUGUGACCGUCCAGAUAAAUACAUCCAGUACCUGACGAACCUGGUCAAUGACAAACUGGUCUGUCCCUUGAAGAACAUGAAAAGGGAAUUAGGAGAUUCUUACUCCUUCAAGUGGUACAAGGUAAGACCUAAGGACUGUCAGCCGAUUGAAACAGACGACAAGUUCAUGUAUCGUGAUGGCAACCAGAGUCUGACUGUAAAGCGUGUCGAGCCCAAGGACAGAGGCUUGUACACCUGCACUGUGACCUUUGACCUGGGGGGAAUCCAUACAAGCAUGUCAGCCACCAUCAACUGUGGAGUGAAAGAGGAAUAUGUUCUUCAACCCAGACUAGUGGUGCCUAUUAAUGAGUCGGUCAAGGCAGAGUUAGGGUCAAACUUCAGCAAGGAGUGUCGUGUGUUUGUUCCGUGUGUGGGAGAACAUUGGGUGGGUGUGUAUUGGCUGGCCAGCGGUGCUGAUGACUACAUCCCCAGUGACUCCACACGGAGAGUCUUUCACCAAAUACAACCGGACCAGAGACAGGUUGACGGGGAAAAGGGUGUGUGGCUGAAUCACCUGCUGACGUUCUCUGAAGUGAAGCAGGAAGACUUCUAUGUCAACUACUCAUGUCAUGUUUACAGUUCCCAUCAUUUUGUGGAGGCACAGUUCACACUCCUGCCGGCAGAUCCCAACCUGAUGCUUCCUGUCGGCCUGCUGUUAGGCUGCUUGGCUCUAAACUUCACUGCCGCUGUGGUCUUCUACUACCUGUUCAAGAUCAACAUCGUGCUCUGCUUCCGGGGAGUCUGCCCCUUCCUCUACACAGAAACAGUUGAACCCCCAAUUGAUAGUUCCUUUAAUGAACUGGCAACCAGAGUCUGACUGUGAAGCGUGUCGAGCCCAAGGACCGAGGCUUCUACACCUGCACUGUGACGUUUGACCUGGGGGGAAUCCGUACAAGCAUGUCAGCCACCAUCAACUGUGAAGUGAAAGGUGAUGAAUGGGGUCAGAUGGCUGAGCGGUUAGGGAGUCUGGCUAUUAAUCAGAAGGUUGUUGGUUCGAUUCCCGGCCGUGCAAAAUGACGUUGUGUCCUUGGGCAGGCACUUCACCCUACUUGCCUCGAGGAGGAUGUCCCUGUACUUACUGUAAGUCGCUCUGGAUAAGAGCGUCUGCUAAAUGACUACAUGUAAAUGCUUACAUUACUGACUAAUCUGGUUAUUGAUUGUAUUAAUUAACACUUGUUUAAAAGGGACCCUACAGGCCUAGAGUUAUGACUUCCUGACCUAGAGAGAAAUGCAACAUGAGGUCUUAUCACCUGGGGGAGAGACAGUUGGUCUGGAGACAAUGUUGAUUCGACUCUGAUUGUACGGAUUGAUUGUAUUGUUUUAAGGAGUGAGCCAAUCACAAAAGAGACAUGGGACAGCUACAUUGAUUGAUUGGUUGUAUAGAAUGACCAUAUGUUAUAAGUAUAUGACAAGUAUAUAUAAGUGUGAAUUGUGAACGCUACCAGUCUGUCAAACGACUCUCUCAUAAGGGUCGUCCGGUAGGACUGGUCACAGAGCGCUCUGUUACAUGCUUUAUUAAAAUAAAUAAUUUGUAUCAA
Hypomesus transpacificus is the source of this 2220-nucleotide messenger RNA. Its product is annotated as interleukin-1 receptor type 2-like. Gene Ontology annotation, molecular function: interleukin-1 receptor activity. The transcript is spliced from 10 exons. The coding region runs from base 192 to 1499 and encodes 435 amino acids. The record is from RefSeq and is a predicted model, not a curated record. NCBI's taxonomy places the organism in Eukaryota, Metazoa, Chordata, Actinopteri, Osmeriformes, Osmeridae.